Molecule: messenger RNA, 1065 nt
Organism: Akanthomyces muscarius
Lineage: Eukaryota; Fungi; Ascomycota; Sordariomycetes; Hypocreales; Cordycipitaceae
Exons: 1
Coding region: 1-1065 (354 amino acids)
Biological process (GO): ergosterol biosynthetic process
Molecular function (GO): iron ion binding; C-4 methylsterol oxidase activity
Source: RefSeq, a predicted model, not a curated record
AUGGCGACGACAACUACAACGAUGCAGCGAAAUCCCAAGGACUCCAUCAAGUCAACGUGGCGACUGGAUUCUAAUAAAGAUGGCUGGACCAUGGCGCACCACUUCUUUGGCAUCCUCGACAUUCACCAGUCAGAUCUCAAUGUUCCUAUACCCGUGCACCAAAAGAGCGAACCCGUACCAUAUCUUCCUAACUGGCAGAUGAACGCCUUUAUUAUAUUCUGGGGCGCGCUGCCGCUCAUCGGCCACCAAGUCCUGCACAAUCUCACAGGGUGGAACAUGCAUGUCGCCGUUGCGUACGCCUACUACGGCGUCGCUAUUUCCGCAUUCGGCAUUCAUGAGCUUCGGAUGCUCCGGCGUCUUGGCCACCGCCACGGCUACCUCGACGGCGACAAGCACAGCCGCGACGAUGUGCCCGACGCCACGGUGAAGAAGGUGGCGGACUCGCUGCUGGCCGCCAUCACGUUCCGCCCGGCCGUCUUGAUCCUCCUUGCCUAUCGCAGCAACCUUGCCCCGAACUCCCUGAACCUGUACCUGCUGCCUCUACAGGCUGCCCUUUAUCCCAUCGUUACCGAUUUCUGGUUUUACUGGUACCACCGUCUGAUGCACGACAUCCCCUUCCUGUGGAGGUUCCACCGUACCCACCACCUCACCAAACACCCUAACGCUCUCCUGACCAUCUUCGCCGAUACCGAACAGGAGAUUUUCGACAUUGCUGUCAUUCCCUUCCUGGCCUUCUUUACAAUGAAACUUAUCGGUUUAGAGCUCGACUUUUACUCUUUCUGGAUGUGCCACAUGUAUGUGUGGUUCACCGAGCUCCUUGGUCACUCUGGUCUGCGUAUUCACUUAUACGCCGCCUCGCCCAUUUCAGGCCUGCUCAGCGAACUUGGCAUGGAACUGGCACUUGAGGAUCACGAUCUACAUCAUCGGACUGGCUGGAAGAGCAGUCAUAACUAUGGCAAGCAGUCUCGCGUGUGGGACACCAUUUUCGGUACAUGCACCGAUCGCAUCGAAUGCAAGGAGCAUAAUGUUAAUUACGACGACAUCGCUUCGUUCCCGCUAUUUUAG